AUGACUCCUCCUCGUCGCGUUCUCAUCGCCGUCACCUCAGCUCAUGCUACUCUUUUUGAGGGCAAAGAGACCACAGGCCUCUUUAUCAGCGAAGCCUUGCACCCCUACAAUGCGUUCACCGCAGCUGGCUUUGAAGUCGAUCUUGCAUCAGAAACCGGUACCUACACGCCUGACUGGCUUUCCCAACAGCCUGAUUUCUUGAAUGGAGAUGAUUUCAAGACAUGGAAUGAUACCAACAGCGAAUUCCGUAAGAAGCUCGAUAGCAUGCCAAAAGCAUCUGAGCUAGAUGGUUCCAAAUAUGGCGUCUUCUUUGCUUCAGCCGGCCAUGCUGCUUUGAUUGAUUACCCUAUAGCAACACACCUACAGAAGAUUGCUGAGGAGGUCUGGGCCAGAGGUGGUAUUGUUUCUUCUGUUUGUCAUGGACCAGCUAUCUUUGCAAACGUCCGGGAUUUGGCAACAAAUGAACCCCUGAUCAAAGGCAAGAUACUCACCGGCUUCACAAGUGAAGCUGAAGUUACCAUGGGAAUUAUGGAAGAAAUCAAAUCUUGGAAAAAAGAUUUGGUUGAGGAGAUAGCCGAGAAGCUAGGAGCUAAAUAUACCCGAGCUCCUGGAGUUUGGGAUGAUUAUCAUGUGUUUGAUGGCCAUCUAAUUACAGGACAAAACCCCGCAAGCGCAAGGUCUACGGCAAAAGUCGUCGUAGAAGCUUUGGAGAAGUUGUAA
This is a messenger RNA of Phaeoacremonium minimum UCRPA7, 720 nucleotides long. Its product is annotated as putative chaperone protein hsp31 protein. Lineage: Eukaryota; Fungi; Ascomycota; Sordariomycetes; Togniniales; Togniniaceae. The record is from RefSeq and is a predicted model, not a curated record. The transcript is spliced from 2 exons. Bases 1 to 720 code for a protein of 239 amino acids. Gene Ontology annotation, molecular function: glyoxalase III activity.